Messenger RNA from Urocitellus parryii (Arctic ground squirrel), 1575 nucleotides. RefSeq names its product lipase C, hepatic type (gene Lipc). The record is from RefSeq and is a predicted model, not a curated record. Gene Ontology annotation, molecular function: lipoprotein lipase activity; apolipoprotein binding. Gene Ontology annotation, biological process: lipid catabolic process. NCBI's taxonomy places the organism in Eukaryota, Metazoa, Chordata, Mammalia, Rodentia, Sciuridae.
GACCUCGGACCCUUGGUGAGAGAGGAGAAAAUGGGAAAUCCCCUGCGUGUCUCCAUUUUCUUGGUUUUAUGCAUCUUUAUCCAAUCAAGUACUUCUGGACGAAGCCUGGAACCAGAGCUGAUUGGGAGAAGAUCUCGAGCUGUCGAAACAAAAAAAUCUUUGCAGGAGACAGAGACCAGAUUCUUGCUCUUCAAAGAUGAAACCAACAAGGGCUGUCAGAUCCAGCUCAAUCACCCAGACACUCUGCGGGAGUGCGGCUUCAACUCCUCGCUGCCUUUGGUGGUGAUAAUCCACGGGUGGUCGGUGGACGGCAUGCUGGAGAGCUGGGUCUGGCAGAUGGUGGCUGCACUCAAGUCCCGGACAGCCCAGCCGGUAAAUGUGGGGCUGGCAGACUGGAUCACCUUGGCCUAUCGCCACUAUACCAUCGCCGUGCGCAACACCCGCAUCGUGGGCCAGGAGGUGGCAGCUUUCCUCCGGUGGCUGGAGGUAACUGCUCAGUUUUCUCGAAGUAAUGUUCAUCUAAUUGGAUACAGCCUGGGUGCUCAUGUCUCAGGAUUUGCAGGCAGCUACAUCGGCGGGAAGCACAAGAUCGGGAGAAUUACAGGGCUGGAUGCUGCGGGCCCUUUGUUUGAGGGAACUUCCCCCAGUGACCGUCUUUCUCCAGAUGAUGCCAAUUUUGUGGAUGCCAUUCACACCUUUACCCAGGAGCACAUGGGCUUGAGCGUGGGUAUCAAACAGCCCGUGGGGCACUAUGACUUCUACCCCAACGGGGGCUCCUUCCAGCCCGGCUGCCACUUCCUCGAACUCUACAAACACAUUGCACAGCAUGGCUUAAACGCCAUCUCCCAGACCAUAAAGUGUGCCCACGAGCGGUCGGUGCACCUCUUCAUCGACUCCUUGCUGCACGACCACAUGCAGAGCACGGCCUACCAGUGCAGUGACAUGGACAGCUUCAGCCAGGGCCUGUGCCUGAGCUGCAAGAAGGGUCGCUGCAACACACUGGGCUACCACAUCCGCCAGGAGCGGCACAGCAAGAGCAAGAAGCUCUUCCUUGUGACUAGAGCCCAGUCCCCCUUCAAAGUUUAUCAUUACCAGUUCAAGAUCCAGUUCAUCAACCAAAUUGAGAAACCAGUAGAACCAACUUUCACCAUGUCGCUCCUCGGAACAAAAGAGGAAAGGCAGAAAAUUCCCAUCACUCUGGGUGAAGGAAUUAUUAGUAAUAAAACCUAUUCCUUUCUCAUCACGUUGGAUUUGGACAUUGGUGAGCUGAUCAAGAUCAGGUUCAAGUGGGAAAAUAGCGCUGUGUGGGCCAACAUCUGGAACACAGUCCAGACCAUCAUCCCAUGGGGCACAAAGCCCCACUACUCAGGCCUUGUUCUGAAGACCAUCAGAGUUAAAGCCGGAGAAACGCAGCAAAGAAUGACGUUUUGCUCAGAAAUCACAGAUGAUCUACAACUUCACCCAACGCAGGAGAAAACCUUUGUGAAGUGCGAAGUAAACUCUAAAAAAUCAAAGCGAAAGAUCAGAUGAGCUUGAUGAAACCCAGUGUAAAGAAUAAAUGAAUCUUAUUCCUUA